This is a messenger RNA of Athalia rosae (coleseed sawfly), 3899 nucleotides long. RefSeq lists its product as uncharacterized. Lineage: Eukaryota; Metazoa; Arthropoda; Insecta; Hymenoptera; Athaliidae. Gene Ontology annotation, cellular component: plasma membrane. The transcript is spliced from 3 exons. Gene Ontology annotation, biological process: potassium ion import across plasma membrane; regulation of monoatomic ion transmembrane transport. Gene Ontology annotation, molecular function: inward rectifier potassium channel activity. Bases 588 to 3038 code for a protein of 816 amino acids. The record is from RefSeq and is a predicted model, not a curated record.
AAAAAAUAGUACAACAAUCUUUCGGCGAUGCGAGCGGUACGGUAUCGCGACGCCGUUCGAUCGCGAAAAGUCGAGACGAGGAAGUGAACGAGGCGAAUUUUCAAUUUUCGCGUUCGGUGUUUGAGAAAAAAUUUUUUCUUCCUCACGCCCGCCACUUGUGAAAAUCGUCAUCGAAUCGGGGGGGUAAUUGGAUUAUUUUUCGCGGUAUCUAUCGCGACGCUGAUUUGUUAAACUCGUUCUCCAUCGACAUGUGGGUGAGCGACUCUUCGCGAAUUACCAGAACAAACUCGUCGUUUAGAGACCAACGAUAAGUGGUUGUACAGUCAACACUCGAAGGACCUUAUAAAACGUUCGAAGAUAUUCACGACGAUCAGUUGGAUAAUAAAUACGUAACCGCGAAGCACACCGAACGUGUGCAGCCUCUUCGGAAAGAUUGUAAAAAUUUCGUUUCUAGUUAUUUGACAUUUUGAUAACAGAAAAUAAAGAAAUCGAUAUCAGGUGAACUUGUCGUAUACGUUUGUAUUCGAUUACAUCGUUGUAAUUUGAGAAGUCGAAUGAUUCACGUAGAGUGAAGUGAAUUUUCGAAAAUGGUUUACAAUAUGAACGAAAGAAUUCCGAACGGUCAUUUGAGCGGACAUUCUUAUUCUCCGGACAGUGGAGACGAACAAAAUUUACUUCCGGGAUGGAGACAACAGCCUAUUAUUGUCCAAGUUCCGAAAAGUCCGAAUCCAUCUUCCAGGAGCAGGAGCCGGUACAGAGCAGGCCCAGCGCGUAAAAUCCGUAGACGUGCCGUGUUGAAGAACGGAGAAUGCAACGUACUCCAGUCGAGGAUAUCCCGAAGAUCGCUUCGCUUCCUGCAGGACAUAUUCACCACCCUGGUCGAUACUCAAUGGCGUUGGACGCUGCUGUGCUUCACCUUGAGUUUCCUACUAUCCUGGUUGGGAUUCGCGGUUAUAUGGUGGCUCAUCGCCUUCACCCACGGUGACUUCGACGCGAAACACCUCCCGGGUGCCCAGGCUAUCAACAACUGGACACCGUGCAUAUACAACAUAUACUCAUUCACCAGCUGUUUCCUAUUUUCCAUCGAGACGCAACACACGAUCGGAUACGGCAGCCGAACGACCAGCGAAGAAUGCCCGGAAGCGAUAUUCGUAAUGUGCAUCCAGAGCAUCGCCGGUGUCAUGAUACAGGCUUUCAUGGUCGGUAUCGUAUUCGCGAAGAUGACGAGACCGAAGCAGAGGACCCAGACCCUGCUGUUCUCGAGGAACGCGGUAAUCUGUCAACGGGACGGUGAACUUUGCCUGAUGUUCCGUGUGGGAGACAUGAGGAAAUCUCACAUAAUAGGGGCGACGGUGAGGGCCCAGGUGAUCCGUUCGAGGACGACGAAGGAGGGAGAAUUUUUGUCGCAACAUCAACAGGAGUUGAACGUAAACGCGGACGGUAACGACGGCGACCUAUUCUUCAUCUGGCCUACCACCAUAGUCCACAAGAUCAACGCCGAAUCACCACUGUACAACAUGUCCGCCGAGAACAUGCUCACCGAACGAUUCGAAGUCGUCGUUAUACUGGAGGGGACGAUAGAGUCCACCGGACAAACGACGCAGGCCAGGUCCUCCUACCUUCCUCAAGAAAUAUUGUGGGGGCAUAGGUUCGAACCUAUGGUCAGUUACUCCAAGGAACGUCAAGGGUACGAAGUCGAUUACUCGCUUUUCAACAGCACCGUUCAAGUCGACACUCCACUUUGCUCGGGGAGGGAACUCGCCGAGUUCUACAGAGUUCAGGACGACCUUCGCCACGGUGGAGAGGAAUUUUCAGGUUACCUGGUCGACGAGGACGGUCUCCUGAUCGACGCCUACCAAGACAAUCACCUGCAAAUCGGUCAGCACAAUCAAAAUGGUAUGAGAACGACCGGGCAACGUUUGGUACACGCGGAGAGUACGAGAAGCGAUAACAGCUUGGAAGACAGCGCGAUCGGUCGGAGUCUGUACAGAGAUAAUUCCAUCGCUUCUCAAUUACCCCAACCGAACAGGGAGAACAAUCUGCAACAGUACAAGGUAUUGGAUCGUUUGGGGGUCGACCUGGACGCGAUCGAAGUCAUCGACGAGGAUAACUUGAACCAACUUCCUUACGCUACGAACCGGGAGAUCCUCAAAAACAGCCGGGAAAUACUCUACGAGGAGGAUUCGAACCAGGGUGGACUCGCGAGGGACGAAAGUUUCGUGUCCGCGAAGGCCUUCGGCAGCAAGAAAAACAUGGAAAUUCUGGAAGCUAGCAGACCAGCCAACAACGGAAGGAGACACUUUGUCAGGUACCCCAUGUCCGACGAAGAUAAAAGAUCGUUGAACGGCUCACGGAGAAAUCUGAGCAGCAGGAACUUGGUCCAGGAGGAGGACAAACGCUCGCUGAACGGAUCGAGGAGAAACUUGAGCGGCAAACGGUAUCUGACCACCCCGUUGGAGAAGGCCGAAAGUCUCCACGGCAGCGUUAGAAAUUUGAACGUCGGUAGUAAGGAGAAUCUGAUCGGUUCCAGAAGACACACGGGUAGCAAGGAGCUCCUGAAUUCGAUAAAGAGGAGCGCCCCGGUCGCGCAACAUCCGAAAAGUGGCACGGACGAGGAGAGCAAACGAACGCGACCAAAGGCGAGCGAAAAAGCGCCGGAGAAGCCGAAGGAGGAGAUCGAGAUCCGGAUCGAAAGUGUAGCCCGGAAAAACACGCCGCCGAAUCUGCAGCAGGUUGCCUUGGCGAGCUAUUUGUCGCCCUCGGAGCUGUCGCCGGAAUCUGGAAUCAUCGAUGGCUCGACGCUUUCGAGUCCGGAAGCCGCCAGACGAGAUCUGAAACUCCCGACGAGCUCGGUAAUAGCGAGAAAUCGGCGGAGCUACGAACACGCGCAACUACAAGACGUCAACGAAGCACUGACCAGAACGGCGAGCGGAAGCAGUUCUUCAGACAGCGAAUCGGCCGGUGCCCCACUUGUUAUCUUGCCCGGAAAAACCGGCGUCACUUUGCAAAAGCAGAAAAUUUCUUACACCAGCGUCUGACCAAGCCUGGCGGAACUUUACGAAUCGAUGAACGAUGGACGUGAUCAAAUUUUAUUUAUAGCUUCAGGAAAAUCCCAUUGAAAGACUGGUCGUCGAGCGAUGCGAAACAAAGUUCAGGGUAGCAGGGUGUGCCUGGGAAUCAGGGAAAUUUAGGGAAGGAAAAUGAAUCGAUGGAAACCGCCGGCCGGUUUCGAACAUUCUUCAUUUCUUCUUUUAUUUGUAGGUUUGAUGUACAAUAUACGGACCAACCGCGCGUGCCCUCUUUCUUUGUCGUGUACAUUUACCAUUAAUUGUACGCGAGUGAGGCGUAUGCAGAGGUGCGAUGGAGAUGAUCGGAAUCGUGGAAAGAUAAAGUUUUCCACGGUUUAAAAAAGAGAGAAAAGGCGAACAAGAAUAGAACGGUGAAAGGUAAUCCGAUCAUUUAUUUAUAAAACAUUGCGUACACCAGUAUAUGGUUGAGGAGUGAUAUAAACCGGUGAACGAAUGUUGUAAAUACAUAAAUAAAUUUAUAAGAAGGUAUAAUUGCGUACAUAAUUUUAUGUAUAUCGAGGUGAAAAUAUAUGUAAUUCUAAUUAUCGUAUAAUAACGAGAAAAAGUUGUCUUGUGCGUGACAAGGGUCCUGUAAUAUUGAAAAAAUAAUAUUCUUAUAGCCCGAAAUAAGUAGUCAAUAUUUAUUGUUAUUAAAUAUCACGUAGCUGAUGAGUAUUAUCGUGAUUUUAUUACAUCGUAUACAGAAAUCUACAUACAUGUUAUAUAUGUAUGUACGUCUUCCCUCCUCCAACAGAAGCAGCUUAUAAUGAUUUUAACAACUUCGAACGUGUUGUAUAAAAAAAAGGCACAAAAUAAAAAUAGUAAAAAUCA